AUGGCCCAACUUUCUGUGCAGCAUUGUAUCACCAUGAACUCCAAACAAUGGAAGCUGCCAGACAACAUGAUCAAAGAGAAGGAAGGUGGUGGCCAUUGGCUGCAGUUGAGGGUAGACCCCAAAGCAAGGCCUACCAUCAAAGACUCUGUGGGCUACAGGGCUCUGGUGGAGAAAAGGAAUGCAAAGGUCUUUGCUGCACCUCAUGAUGCCCUCUUUGGGCAGGAAGAAGCUGGUGAGCCAACAGAUGACUUGGUGAUUGACUAUACCCAUGACAAUGUCAACAUGUUCUUCUACUACAUGCAGGAGUCUGGUGUCAAGAUCACUACUGAGGGAGAAGGCAAAAGACCUUAUUCUAGGACUGGCAAGCACAGCAAGACUGCUGAUAAGCCAGCUGGCCAUGCUGAUAAGGAUGUGGAUCUCAAUGAUCCAUCAUACAACUGUCCUCACACUUUGUUCAUUUGGUUUGAUCCCAUUUUGAAGCUGUGGUUUGUGUCAACUCAGCCCAUCAUGGACAUUGGCAAGGGUUCCCCUGAAUGGGAUGAAGUUGCCAUAUUGGCUUGCAUGGAUGUUGACAUGGAGACAGUUUGGGCACCAUGGAACAAUGAGCAGACUGCCAGACUCAAAGUGGAGUUUGGUCAGACUCAUGAGUCUUUGAAGGCUCAGGCUCUUGAGACCAAGCUCAAGGAAGCUGAGGCAAAGCUGGAGAAGUGGCAGGAGUGGUGGCACCAUGGGGGUUCCAAUGAUUUGGUUGAGGGACCUCCAUCUUGCCCUCCACCACCACCUAAGGCUGCUCAGCCAGGUCAAGGGUUGAAGAGGCCCAGGAUUGAUGAGGCAACAUACCAUAAGGCUGGUGUGUUGCCUCCUCCACCUCCUCCAGUGCCUGGUUCAACUGAGAAGCCUGAAAGGGCAUCAGGAUCUAAGGGUGACACUGAGAAGGUCAGCUACUCAUGGAAAUCUAGAUGUGUUGCCUUGGUGGCCUCGCUUGAGAUGAAAUUGCCAGUUCGCAUGGGCUAUUUGGUCAAUAAGUUCAAAGAAAACGAGCAAUUCAUGGGCAUGCUCAAUUUGCACAAGGAGGCUAUGGAGAGAUUUGGCACUGAUGCCAAGUAUGACUACUGA
Messenger RNA from Cladocopium goreaui, 1116 nucleotides. Lineage: Eukaryota; Dinophyceae; Suessiales; Symbiodiniaceae. The record is from the annotation of a GenBank genome assembly.